Verticillium alfalfae VaMs.102 is the source of this 174-nucleotide messenger RNA. RefSeq lists its product as hypothetical. The coding region runs from base 1 to 174 and encodes 57 amino acids. The record is from RefSeq and is a predicted model, not a curated record. The transcript has a single exon. Lineage: Eukaryota; Fungi; Ascomycota; Sordariomycetes; Glomerellales; Plectosphaerellaceae.
AUGGGUAAGCUGGGAUACAACGAACAGAAACAACAGGAGAUUCCCGAAGGACGCGGUAAGAGUUUCCAGUGGGCUUCGUCGCGACCCCAGACCACACUACCGAUGCUUAACUCUAUUCUGUUCGAGCCGACUAUGCAACUGGGACUCUCAUUUUCAUUGAUGGUGGAAACCUAG